Messenger RNA from Python bivittatus (Burmese python), 1705 nucleotides. NCBI's taxonomy places the organism in Eukaryota, Metazoa, Chordata, Lepidosauria, Squamata, Pythonidae. The record is from RefSeq and is a predicted model, not a curated record.
GUGGCUCUUGGCAUCACUUCCGCCUCUCUUGCAGCCAGACGAGCCCCUCGCCGUGUGGCACACCACAUCCCCCAAGAGAUUUUGUCGGAUCCAGAGCUCCAGGAAGCUGUGGGACGCCUCCCUCGGAACUACAACUUUGAGGUCUACAAAACGGUGUGGCGGAUCCGUCAGGCCCAAGCCAAGAGGGUGGCGCUGCAGAUGCCGGAGGGCCUCUUGAUGUUCGCUUGCACCCUCGCCGACAUCGUGGAGAGGUUCACCGACGCAGAAGCUGUGGUGAUGGGCGACGUGACCUACGGUGCCUGCUGCGUGGAUGACUUCACCGCACGGGCCUUGGGAGCUGACUUCCUUGUCCACUACGGCCACAGCUGUCUGAUUCCCAUCGACUCCACGCAUGGCCUGAAGAUGCUGUACGUUUUUGUGGAUAUCAAGAUCGACACGGCCCACCUUGUUGACACCGUCCGCUUCAACUUCCCGGCCGGGGCCAGGUUGGCGCUGGUUAGCACCGUCCAGUUUGUGUCUGCGCUGCAGGCUGCCUCCCAGGAACUCCGGCCCGACUACAGCGUCUGGACCCCCCAGUGCAAGCCCCUCUCCCCGGGGGAGCUGCUGGGCUGCACAUCGCCCCGGCUGGCCCAGGAGACUGACGCCAUCGUCUACCUUGGAGACGGGCGUUUCCACCUGGAGUCCAUCAUGAUCGCCAACCCUGAAAUUCCUGCCUACAGGUACGAUCCCUACAGCAAAGUGUUCUCACAGGAGCAGUACGCCCACGAGCGCAUGCAGGAGUCGCGGAAGGCAGCCAUCCAGCGAGCGGCCCGUGCCUGCAAGUGGGGCCUCAUCCUGGGCACCUUGGGGCGGCAGGGGUCGCUGGCCAUCCUGCAGCACCUCGAGUCGAGCCUGCAGGCUGUGGGGCGUCCCUACGUCCGGCUUCUCCUCUCGGAGAUCUUCCCCAGCAAACUGCAGCUGUUCCCUGAUGUUGAGGCGUGGGUACAGGUGGCGUGUCCCCGCCUCUCCAUCGACUGGGGGGAGGCCUUUGAAAAGCCCCUGCUGUCGCCCUAUGAGGCCGCUGUGGCUCUGCAGCAGGUCAAGUGGCAGGAGAUCUACCCCAUGGACUUCUACGCCGGUCAGUCUUUGGGGCCGUGGACAGUGAACCACCCCAGCCACCAGCCCCGGAAGGGGGACAGGACCAAAGAGGUACGCCCCAAGUCUGGCACCCAAGCCGUUCGGAGAAUGGGGUAGGGCCAUCCCCGGGCACACAGACGCACGUGGUGCUUUUGCACGCACAGGAGGCACUGAGGAGCCCGCUUGCCAGGAAGCGGACCAAACAGCCCAAUCACACGAAUGCAUCGACUGUGACUCCUGUCGCUGGAACUCUUCCAGGUGCUGCCGACACUGGGGGGGGGAGGGGGAGGCAUCUAUAUCUCUGGCCCCACUUCUGGGUGGCCACUGGAGCCCCCCUGCCUGCCCACCUGCCUUCCUCCACAGUCCAGCUGUUGGUUGGAACGUGAGGAAGAGACUUUAACGCAGCAAGGGGCCGUGAGUAUGUUUGUGUGACAGGGAGAAAAUGGGCCUGUGCACCUUGCCCUUCCCAGGACCACCAGCCUUAGGCAGCCUUGGAGCCUCCUUCCCUGCUGUGGUUGCCUCCCCUCCCCUCCCCUCAGACAUCAGUUCCAUCUUUCUCAUCUCAGCCCACUAAUGGAGCCUCUCUGGA